Molecule: messenger RNA, 1778 nt
Organism: Rattus norvegicus (Norway rat)
Lineage: Eukaryota; Metazoa; Chordata; Mammalia; Rodentia; Muridae
Gene: Rbm45
Product: RNA binding motif protein 45
Cellular component (GO): cytoplasm; nucleus
Molecular function (GO): RNA binding; nucleic acid binding
Source: RefSeq, marked provisional
GGGUGGACAGAGCCUGCGGGGGGCUGCGCCUGGCUCCCGCGCGGGGCACCAUGGACGACGCCGGCAGCUCCGGAGGCAGCGGAGGCUUCCGCCCCGGAGUAGACAGUCUGGAUGAGCCGCCCAACAGCCGCAUCUUCCUAGUGAUCAGCAAGUACACAUCGGAAUCGGUGCUGAGGGAGCACUUCUCGCCCUUCGGAGACAUCCAGGACAUCUGGGUAGUGCGCGACAAGCACACUAAGGAGUCCAAGGGCAUCGCCUUCGUCAAGUUCGCACGCAGCUCACAGGCCUGCCGGGCUAUGGAGGAGAUGCACGGACAGUGCCUUGGUCCCAACGACACCAAGCCCAUCAAGGUUUUCAUUGCCCAGUCCCGAUCAUCAGGGAGUCACAGGGAUGUCGAAGACGAAGAGCUCACGAGGAUCUUUGUCAUGAUACCAAAGUCCUACACGGAGGAAGACCUGCGGGAGAAGUUCAAGGUGUAUGGAGACAUCGAGUACUGCAGCGUUAUUAAGAAUAAAGUCACUGGAGAAAGUAAAGGCUUGGGCUACGUGCGGUACUUAAAACCAUCACAAGCUGCCCAGGCAAUAGAAAACUGUGAUAGAAGUUUCAGAGCACUCUUGGCUGAACCUAAAAAUAAAGUGUUGGAGUCCCCAGAACAAGAUUAUUACAGUAGCGUGAGGCAGGAGACUUUGGGGCACGAGCCUAGAGGAAAUCUGUUUCCCUUCGUUGGAGAACAACAAUCUGAAUUUUCAACUUUUGACAAGAACGAUAGCAGAGGCCAGGAAGCUAUCUCCAAACGCCUGUCGGUGGCAUCGAGGGUCCCCUUCACAGAGGAGCAGCUCUUCAGCAUUUUUGACAUCGUCCCAGGGCUGGAGUACUGUGAGGUUCACCGAGACCCUUACUCAAAUUAUGGUCAUGGCGUGGUUCAGUAUUUUAACGUGGCAUCGGCUGUUUAUGCACAAUACAAACUGCAUGGAUUCCAGUACCCUCCCGGGAAUCGGAUAGCUGUUUCCUUUCUGGAUGACGGAAGUAAUUCAGCUGAUCUCAUCAGGAAAAUGGCCACACAGAUGGUGGCGGCACAGCUCGCGUCAACGGUGUGGAGUAACCCGAGUCACCAGCAGUUUCUGCAAUUCGGAGGAAGUGCUGGGUCACAAGUGCCUCAAAUCCAGACAGACGUAGUACUUCCGUCAUGCAGAAAGAAAGCCCCACCGGAAACUCCUGUGAAAGAAAGGCUGUUUAUUGUGUUUAAUCCCCAUCCUUUGCCGUUAGACGUGUUGGAGGAUAUAUUCUGCCGUUUUGGGAACCUGAUUGAGGUCUACCUUGUGUCUGGGAAAAAUGUGGGCUAUGUCAAGUAUGCUGAUAGAAUGAGCGCCAAUGACGCCAUCACAACUCUGCACGGGAAGAUUCUAAAUGGGGUCAGACUUAAGGUUAUGCUGGCAGAUUCCCCAAGAGAAGAAUCCAAAAAGAGGCAGAGAACUUACUGAGUCUUACGAACAAAGACUAACUAAUGACAUAAUCCUCAGCUGACUGACUGAAAACCUGACUGGACGAACCCCUGUGGACAGUUGACAGCUUUUUUUUUCUUUUCCUCACAUAUCUGAUAGUCUACACACCAUUGCCUAUCUGGGAUCGCUGACAUGUAUUUUUAUCUGACCUUAAUGGUAAAAUUAAUAUAGUAGUUGUUUCCUAGAACAAAAUGUUGCUGUGUAUAGCAGAAAUAAAGCUUCCUUAGAGAAAUAUGUUGUCAUGUAUAGCAGAAAUAAAGUUUGCUUUGUAUAACU